Messenger RNA from Mastomys coucha (southern multimammate mouse), 3244 nucleotides. It is a transcript of the gene Rdh13, whose product is annotated as retinol dehydrogenase 13. The record is from RefSeq and is a predicted model, not a curated record. NCBI's taxonomy places the organism in Eukaryota, Metazoa, Chordata, Mammalia, Rodentia, Muridae. Gene Ontology annotation, molecular function: oxidoreductase activity. The coding region runs from base 132 to 1136 and encodes 334 amino acids. The transcript has 7 exons.
AAAGCCGGGUUCCGGUGGCCGUGUGCUGACACUUUCGUGCUACUCGAACGCACGUGGGUUCCUGGGCAGCGCGUUCGUCCGCGGAGUGGCCUGGAGUGCAGAUCCACCGACACCCUGUUCCCCAGCCUGGGAUGAACCGCUUUCUGCUGCCGGUGUCCGUAGUGGGCACGGUGAUCGGCGGUACCGUGCUGCUCAAGGACUAUGUCGCUGGUGGGGCUUGUCCCAGCAAGGCCACCAUACCUGGAAAGACUGUUAUCGUGACAGGAGCCAACACAGGCAUUGGGAAACAAACUGCUUUGGAGCUGGCUAAAAGAGGAGGCAACAUCAUUCUGGCCUGUCGUGACAUGAAGAAGUGUGAGGCGGCCGCAAAGGACAUUCGCGGAGAGACCUUGAAUUCCCGAGUACGCGCCAAGCACCUAGACUUGGCUUCCCUCAAGUCCAUCCGAGAGUUUGCAAGGAAGGUCAUUCAAGAGGAGGAGCGAGUAGACAUUCUGGUCAACAAUGCAGCCGUGAUGCGGUGCCCACACUGGACCACUGAGGAUGGCUUUGAGAUGCAGUUUGGUGUCAACUACUUGGGGCAUUUUCUAUUGACAAAUUUGCUCUUGGACAAGCUGAAGGCCUCGGCCCCAUCACGCAUCAUCAAUCUCUCGUCCCUGGCUCACGUUGCUGGGCACAUAGACUUCGACGACUUGAACUGGCAAAUGAAAAAGUAUGACACCAAGGCAGCCUACUGCCAGAGCAAGUUGGCUCUUGUCCUCUUCACCAAGGAGUUGAGCCGCCGGCUACAAGGCACUGGUGUGACUGUCAAUGCACUGCACCCUGGUGUGGCCAGGACAGAGCUGGGACGACAUACGGGCAUGCACAACUCUGCCUUCUCCAGCUCCAUGCUUGGGCCCUUCUUCUGGCUACUGUUCAAGAGUCCCCAGCUGGCGGCCCAGCCCAGCACGUAUCUGGCUGUGGCAGAGGAACUGGAGAAUGUGUCGGGGAAGUACUUUGAUGGACUCAGAGAGAAGGCUCCAUCUCCUGAGGCUGAAGACGAGGAAGUAGCCCGGAGGCUUUGGACUGAAAGUGCCCAUUUGGUGGGCUUGGACAUGGCUCAUGGGUUCCCUGGGAGAGGACACUCCAUCCCCAGAUAACCUUCAGCGAUUCAGAUGAAGCUGCAUUACCAAGGUUGCUGCCGGCCAUGCCCUCAUCAUCCUCUAGGGGCAGUGUUGCAUUGUUGGACUCUCAAGACUAUGGCUACUGGCUGCCACACCUUCAUCAUCCUGUAGGGGCAGUGUUGGUACUAUUAGAAUCUCAAGACUGUGGAUAGCUGGCUGCUCUGCCCUCAUCAUCCUCUAGGUGGCAGUGUUGGUCCUAGCGUUGAUUGUUAGCUGGCCACGUUGACUUGGACCACAGGUAGGCAUUGGCUCAGGGGGUGGCAGGUACAUGUACUCUGUUGGUUACUGGGGAGAUGGUCUAUCAGGCGCCUGCCUCCCUUAGGAAUCUAAAAGGAGUGGGUGAUAGAGGAGUCAGUCACUCUGGCUAUGGGCAGUGUCCAAUGACAGUGCACACCAAAGCUGCUGUGGUGGACUAAUUGGGCUAUUGUUAAAGAGCAGGUAUAGCUAUAGAUUUAUAUGGGCCCUUAUACACUUCUGCCUCCUCUCUGACUUGGCAGUUGUUCGAGUUUGCUUUCUGUUGCUGUGAUAAACACCACGACGAAAAUCAACGGGGAGAAAAAGGGCGUAUUUAACUAACAGGUUCUUGUUUAUCAUGGAAGAGGGAAGCCAGGCAGGGUAGGGACUCAGGACAAUAACUUGACUCAGAUACCAGUGGAGGUGUGCUCGCAGGCGUAAGUCAGAUACAUUUCUUUUAUUUUUAUUAUUAUUGUUUUCUACAGAGAGGGUCUCACUUUGUAACCCUGGCCUUCCUGGAACUUGCUGUAUAGACCAGGCUGGCCUUGAACUCACAGAGAUCUGCCUUCUGGGAUUAAAGGCAUGUAUUACUAUGCCUGGCCCAGGUACUUGUACAGGCCUACCUGCCCAGGGAUGGCACCAUCUGCAGUGGACUUCUACCUCCCACAUCAGCUAGCAGUCAAGAAAAUGCUCCACAGGCAGUCCCCCAGGCCAGUCUGGUCUAAGCAGUUCUUCAGGUGAGGUCUGCCUGUGUCCUCUAGGUAUGUCAGGUUGACAACCAAAUGAACCAUUCAGCUCUUGAUUGCAAACUGCAAAGGGUCCCUGCUACCUCAGGGAUGGUGUGGGUCUGAAGCUCUUGCCUGACUCAGAAAGGGCAGCUGUGGACACCUUGUGCACUGGAUAGUGGCUGGGGGGCUGUGAUCCAGUGGAAACCCUGGCACAGAGCCUGCCUUUGUUAGCCCUGAACUGCUCAGGACAGAAUGGAAUGAAAAGCUGCAAGCUGCUGCCUCAGAAAACCAGCGUGACCUAGGAUCAUGAUCUCUCCAGUUCCUAUGUAAUUUUAACCUUAGAAUCUCAAGCUUGUUGUUUGAUUAUAAUAACAUGUUAGGGGUAGUGGUACACAUCAGUAACUUAAGGGGGAGAGGCAGGAGGAUCAAGAGUUCAAGGUCAUCCUCUGCCAACCUGGGCUAUAUGAGAUUCUGUUAAAACAAACCAAAACAGUGAAAUUUCCAAAUAGCUGAUUCAUAGAUUUAAAAUAAAAACGUUUAUUUAGUGUGUGUGUGUAUACACACACACACACAUAUAUGUAUACUAUGUGUGUGUGUAUACAUACAGGUAUGUGCACAUGCCCUUGUAUGUGUAUUACAUGAUGGAGGUCAGAGGACAACUUGUGGGAAUCUGUUUUUUCCUUGUGAGUCCCUGAGGAUCCAAUUCGGUUUGUGAGGCUCGGUGGCAAGGGCCUUCACCUCUGACCCAUAGUGCCAGCUCUGAGUCAUAGGUUUUAUUUUAUCCUUUCUAUAUGUGAUUUAUUCCACACAUAACUUGCUAUUUAUUCUUUUUAAGAAACUAAGACAUUCAGUUGUUACCAAGGUAGUGACUUUGCAAAAACUCCCAUUAUUUCUCAUCCCCAGAACCCAUCCUGUUCUUACAUUAGGCUAUAUCAACUUUUCUUUUUUUUUUCCUUCUUCUUUGUCUUGAGACAGAGUUUUACUCUGUAGUUCAGGCUAAACUUGAACUCUCAGUCUCCUUGUCUGAGCCUCUGGGGUCCAGAGAUUACAGGGCUGCCACACUCUGUGUUUACAGUCGAUGUUUACAAUCAAAUAAAUGGAAAUAAACAUUUCUGUCACUAA